Messenger RNA from Didymodactylos carnosus, 744 nucleotides. Lineage: Eukaryota; Metazoa; Rotifera; Eurotatoria; Philodinida; Philodinidae. The record is from the annotation of a GenBank genome assembly.
AUGCAAGAAUCAUUGAUGAUGAUAUUAACACCAAAACGUCGUAUUGAUAUAUUACGUGAUGUGGUUGACGCACAAAAACAAAAACGUCCAUAUGUUAUUACAUUUUGUGGUGUUAACGGUGUUGGAAAAUCAACAAAUCUUGCUAAAGUUGCUUAUUGGUUAGCUGGCAAUGAUUUACGUGUAUUAAUUGCCGGUUGUGAUACAUUUCGUGCCGGUGCUAUUGAGCAGUUGCGCACACACGUGCAUCAUUUAAAUAAUAUAUACAAUACAAAUGACAAUAUAAUGGUUGAAUUGUAUGAACGUGGUUAUGGCAAAGAUGCUGCUGGAAUUGCUAUGGAAGCGAUUAAUUAUGGUAAAGAUAAAAAAUUUGAUAUUGUUUUGGUUGAUACAGCUGGUCGAAUGCAAGACAAUGAACCGCUUAUGACCGCUUUGGCUAAGUUGAUUCAUGUCAAUAAUCCUGAUUUGGUUUUAUUUGUUGGCGAAGCACUUGUUGGUAAUGAAGCGGUUGAUCAAAUAAAAAAGUUUAAUCAAGCAUUGAUUGAUAAUGCCAAAUUACAAGCAAGUCCGAGAAUAAUUGAUGGUAUUGUAUUAACAAAAUUUGAUACCAUUGAUGAUAAGGUCGGUGCUGCAAUAUCAAUGACAUACACGACGGAUAAACCGAUUGUCUUUGUUGGCACAGGUCAGCAAUAUCAAGAUCUGAAAGUAAUCAAUGCUGAGAGUGUUACUGAAUUAUUAUUAAAAUAG